Messenger RNA from Ylistrum balloti, 3531 nucleotides. RefSeq names its product tonsoku-like protein. NCBI's taxonomy places the organism in Eukaryota, Metazoa, Mollusca, Bivalvia, Pectinida, Pectinidae. Gene Ontology annotation, molecular function: protein binding. The record is from RefSeq and is a predicted model, not a curated record. The transcript is spliced from 19 exons. The coding region runs from base 1 to 3531 and encodes 1176 amino acids.
AUGAAGCUAAGGAUGAUGCUGAUUAACCUUAGGUCCCUCUGGGAUCUCUUGUUUAGUGCUGAAGAUGCCUCCUGUAUCAGGUUUCUUUUUGUUCAUAUUUCAGUGUCUAAGAUGGAAGAUACCUCAUCCUCAUUAGCCGAUUUGGGUGAAGGAGAAUCAGAAAAGAAGAUGAAAUUGUAUGAAACAAUGGGAGAUUGUUCUGCUGAAAUUGGUAUCUUCAAGCAGGCUUUGGAGUAUUACCACUCAAUGUUGACCUGUGCAGAGACCUUACAGAAACCAAUGAAGGAAAUGAUCCCAAUUUAUGUCUCGCUUGCUCAGACAUAUGCUGAUGAUAAACAAUUCGCACAGGCCAUAGAGUACUACAACAGGGAAUUGAUCUGUCGACAGGAUGACAAGGAACAGAUGUGUCGUACAUGGCUCAAUAUAGCUGAUUGUCAGGAACAAAGGGGAGAUAAAUAUGAUGCUGUCAGCGACUCUCUAGUAAAAGGCUUUCACUGUGCUAAAGAAGCUAAGCACCGAAGACUCCAGGUGCAUGUUUUGAAGUCUUUAUUAGAGGUCCAGAAGGCAUAUAAACAGUCCACCAAUCAAGUGGAAGAGAAAUGUCAGCGCCUUAAGGAGAAGUACAAUGUAAACAGUGAUGAUGAACUGUCGGAGGAAGAGCAGGACUCCCAAAAAUCUGAUGGUGUUGAAGAUGAUGGCAACCUUAGCAUUGAUGACUUGACAGAAUCGGAGCAUAGUUCCUGUGAUGAAGAAAAUGUGACGAGGGUGACAGCCCCAGUCCGUGGUGUAGCAAGGAGAGUUACCACAAAGAGAAAUGAAAAAGGAGAAACUGCAUUGCAUCGAGCAUGUAUUGAAGGAAAUCUAAAAAAAGUGAAAAAACUUGUUGAACAGGGUCACCCUGUCAAUCCGCGUGACUACUGUGGAUGGAUUCCACUUCAUGAGGCUGCCAACCAUGACCAUAGCGAGAUUGUAAGCUAUUUGUUAGAGCAUGGAGCUGCAGUGAAUGACCGCGGAGGCCAGCACUGUGGAGGGGUAACCCCGCUGAUAGAUGCAGCUAAUUGUGGUAACUUAGAGGUGAUGAGGGUCCUGAUCGCACAUAAGGCCAACAUGCUGGCAAAGGAUGACGAGGGUAACACAGCUCUGUCCUGUCUUAGACAGUGGAGGGAGAGAUGUGAUGAUGCCUUAGAUAGCAAUGUGCUGAUGGCAUAUGAAGAGAUCUACAGAUCACUGAGUUUACAUGUCCGAGGAGGAGCAGCCAGCAGAUCUCCGGAGGAUAUUUCUUGCCUGUCAGGGAGGACCAUGAGUAGUAGCACUAUGUCUAGUACAUCAACAGAUAUUGACCCCCUCAGCAAACCUGCCCGCAAUAGGACAAAAAGGAGCCUGAAUAUGAGAAGAACAAUAUCGUCUGAUGAAUCUGGUGAUAGUGACACAGAAAAUGUGACAAGGCAAAUGUCAUGCCCAUCACCACUUAUAGAGGAUGAUAGUGAGGAAGUGUACCCUAACCCAUUAACACAAGCUCCAGUAUCAUCUAAUGCCACCCAUUCCUACAGACAGGCUAUACACCAGGUAGGAAGCAGUGCUGUAAGGCGCAAGGCACCACAGGCAAGUUCCAAUCAUGUUACGAAGUCACUAAACAGCAAAGACUCUGCUGCCUUAAUAUCUGCAGACGAGUAUGUUGAUGACUGGUUGAUAGAUGAUAUGCGACCUGCUGUGAAAAGGCGGAGGCUUAAUAUUGAGAGCAGUGACAAAAACAAGGAGACUUCAGUGGAACGUACUGUUAAAGAGGAUACUGUGUCAUUAGAUUCUCAAAGCCUUGCAAAUGACAAUGUUAACUUGGAAAGUCUGAGUGAUAAUGAUGACAUAAUGCUGCUGAAUGAGGAUGACGAUUUCUGUGAUGAUUUAUUUCCCCUUGCAUUGAGAAUUUCCCGCAUUAACAGAUCUAAUGUUCUGUCAGACAUAUCUGUGCCAGCCCCUUGCACAUCCUCGAUGACCGAUGCCUUUGCAAUGACCAAUAAGCCGAAACAAAUGAGGAUGACUCAGUUUGCAGUUCGACAGACAGACACCAUACAAUCCAGCUUGCCACCUGAGACUCUCUCCCAGAGGAGUGGGGUUAAUAUGAAUCAGAUAUCCAGUUCAGCAGUAGGUCAGGUCAUGAGGGUCAAGGUCAGAGUCAAGGACAAACUCCUACUGGUGCCAGCUCCUAAUGGUGGAGAAGGUAAGACUAUUGGAUGGCUUGCCCAGGAGACGUCCCAGAGGUAUUAUAGUCUGUGUGGAUUACGUCCCUUUCUUACCCUGACAACAAAGGACGGGGCAUUCCUUACACCUGAUGACCCUAUAAGUCUUGUUCUGUCAGUAGAUGAAGAGGUUCAGGGAAGUGUGGACAAUUGGGAUAUGCCAGCUUUAACCCAGAGAUAUGACCAGGCUUGUAGAACUCUUCAGACAGUGAGCUACAGAAAUGUAAGGACCAUUCUACAGAGCUGUGAUGAUGGUGGUAAUCUGGAACUACAGAAUUUAGCCCUGGGUCCUGCCCAAAUUCUCCCAGUGUUCAGGGCAAUACAGUGUCAAUCUAACCUAAAGAUUCUCAAUCUCACAGGUAAUCGUGUGGGAGAUGUUGGGUUGGAGGGAUUUCUGAAUGUGUUGGGUUCCCUUCCCAAUUUAUCCUCUUUAAGUCUUGCUGGUAACAGAAUCACCAGUGUAGCAGUUAAACAACUGGCAGACACAUUGCUAGGCACUGCAUCUACUGGAGCAAUUCUACAGAACCUGCGCUAUCUUGACCUGAGUCACAACUCCUUGGGAGAUUCAAGUUGUCAGUCACUAACUACUGUUCUUGCAUGUCUACCCUGCAUCAACAACAUCUGCCUCUCGUCAUGUGACCUCACAGCCAAGUUCUUCCAGCAGCAUCGGAUUGCUUUGGCAAAAGCCCUUGAAAAGUGUGACCUGCAGUGUCUGGAUGUUUCGUACAACAAAUUUGGAGCCCUUGGUAUAGAGCUGCUUCUGAUGAGUCUCAAUGCUACCAGACUCACCCAACUGAUUGUAGCUGGAAACAUGACAGCUGCCAGUGCAUCUUCACAUCUACUUUUGCACCUACAGAACUACCUGUCACAGGAGGACUGUGUACUGGAAGAAUUGGAUAUUUCAAGUUCUCAUAUAUCUUCAGAAGGUUUAGACUUCAUAGUGAGGAUACUGGAGUCAGGAAAAUGCCUGAGGGUCUUACGACUCUCGGGUAAUCCCAAACUGACAAAUUCAGUUGUACGUCGCAUUCUGGAGAAGUCUGUUCAAGAUGACACUAUACUGGACAAAUUAAAUGUAGAAGGAUGUGGCUUGAAGUCUCCCUUAGACACGUCAUUCCUUGAUGCCAUCUCUGACAAGCUAGCCACUCCUCAUCCGCUCCGUACCCUGAGUUUGACAUGUGCAGGGCUUGACAAAGUAGACAUUGAAAGUCUAGGUCAGAUAUGGUCUGGGCAAUGGAAAGACCUAGGAAAAAUAGACAUAACUGAUUCAUUAGUUAAGCUCUGGGUUUUAGAUGUGUGA